Molecule: messenger RNA, 597 nt
Organism: Nematocida minor
Lineage: Eukaryota; Fungi; Microsporidia
Exons: 1
Coding region: 1-597 (198 amino acids)
Source: RefSeq, a predicted model, not a curated record
AUGAAUAUUUCGUCGUACAUAUUUUCAAUUUUACUUUCAUUUAUGCUGUACGAAUUAUUCUUCACAGCUCUCAUAGGAGUCUCAUGGGGCUCAUUUUUUCUUCUAAACGGCCUGACCCACCACGGAAGAAGCUCGCACCUCCUCCCAAAUGUCCCGGGCCGUCUCAACAAAGACCUUUUCAUUCUCUUCUACUUAAAUGGCAUUCUGUUCUUUGGCGCUCUCUGGUAUUUCAAAGCUGUUUCCACAAGCACUAUCUUGCUGGGCGCGCACAUAUGCAGAAGACUCAUUGAGUCCGCAGUGUACACCUACAACAGCAGAAGCAGCAUGAACAUCCUGCACCUUGCCACAGGAAUUGUUUACUAUCCCGUGCUUCUCGUCAGAUCACUGGGCAGUAAGUCAGCGAACAUUCCCGUCUUUGCAGUGGCAAGCUUUGUGCAGGGCGCUCUUCACUACUGUCUGUUUAAAAAGAGAAAAAGCGUUAGAUAUCUCCACUAUCUCUGUGAGCUGAUAAUACACUGCUCGAUAAACAUGGACUACCUGAAUGCUGCUUGGAUUAUCUCGUUUAGUGCAAUAAAUAUGCUAAAUAGGAAUAAAUAA